Molecule: messenger RNA, 969 nt
Organism: Elaeis guineensis (African oil palm)
Lineage: Eukaryota; Viridiplantae; Streptophyta; Magnoliopsida; Arecales; Arecaceae
Product: UPF0481 protein At3g47200-like
Source: RefSeq, a predicted model, not a curated record
AUGAGGUCUAUGGAAGGAAAGGCCCGCAGCUACUACUCGGAAGACGUGUCCAUGGGUAGCCAAAAAUUCUUAGAGAUGUUACUGAUGGAUGGCUGCUUCAUUUUGCAUUCUCUCAAGCAAUCCGCAGAAUUUCCGUUAGACGAAAUCAUUAUUGACUUGCUGAGGCUCGAGAACCAGAUCCCUUUCUUCGUGUUGGACAAACUGAGCAGGUGCGUCGAUCCUCCUCAAGAUAUCAUUCAACUUGCCCUGCAUUCCUUUGGUAAUCUCCGUACAUUGGGCAGUCGAUAUCUCGAUAUCCGCCCAGAUAUAGGGCAAGUCCGCCAUCUGUUGCACCUAUUUCGCUUGUCCUUGGAUCCUGCUGAGGUCAUGCCCAUACAUCCAAUCGUGAUACCAGACACCAUCGGACCAAGUCCAAGACAAGUUCCUAGCGCGACAUUGCUCCAGGAUCAAUCUGCUCUACAGUUCAAGAAGGGUACUGCGGAUAGCUUCCUGGACAUAAGAUUCCGCAACGGGUUGCAACUCAGUGAUGGGCUCAACACACUCUUCCACAAUCUCAUCGCCUUUGAGCAAUGUUACCCCGAAAUCGACCCUUGCGUCACAACCUUUGUAGCAUUCAUGGAUUGCCUGAUAAACGACGAAAGUGAUGUGAAUCUGCUUGAAAGGAGUGGGGUUUUGUUGAACAGCCUGCCCAACGACGGGGAUGCGGUCUUUUUCUUCAGAAAGAUGAGUUCAAGGUCUGAAUUUCGUUACUCGGGAUAUUUGAAUCGCGUACUUGGGGACUUGUAUAAAUAUCGGAACAGCAAAUGGAAAAUAUUCUGGAAAAGGUUCUGGAAUAGGUUGUAUGAUGUUCUAAGGCUCAAUUAUUUCUCCAAUGUAUGGGCGUUCCUCUCGGUGGUGGCUGCUAUUCUCCUCCUCAUUUUCAGCUUUAUACAGGCCUUCUAUUCUGUCCUCAGUUAUUAUCAUAUGUAA